Molecule: messenger RNA, 1252 nt
Organism: Dimorphilus gyrociliatus
Lineage: Eukaryota; Metazoa; Annelida; Polychaeta; Dinophilidae
Source: the annotation of a GenBank genome assembly
AAUGGACUUAUUUGCUUUAGAAAUUAGUAAGAAGAUAGCAGAAGUUUGCAGAAUGAAAUUACCAAGAAGUGAAUAUUAUCACGUAAAUGGAUUGCUCAAUAUACACGUUAAUGGUAGAAAUACUUCACUAGAAAUAGAUGACCAUAUUUUUUUUUCAUCGAAUUCAAAUAUCGAAUGUGAUUAUGAUGAUCAAUCAGAAAACCUUUCAUUGGAAAAAGAUAAAGAAAGCAAUAAUGAACGUGAUCAAGCAAAUAAUGUUCCUUUUGAAGAACAUUCUGAAAAAAUUGAAAAAAUAUCCAAUACCAAACGUAAAAGUUUAGGAAUAGAUGAUAAUGAGGAUAAAUCUGUAGAUGAAUUAUUCAAUUUUGCAACUUCAGCUCAUCAAAAAACUCUGAAUAAAAACAAGACGAAAGAAAAAUCCAGAAUAAAUCUGAAAAAGAGAAAACAAUCAGAUGCAAUAACUAUGGAUGGGCCUAUUGUAAAGAAUCUAAAACUCUCUGAGAAGGCCUCAAAUGGAUUACGUGUUAAAAAUAAGCUGAGAAUAAAGAAGGGCUUCGUCUUUUAUGGUUUUGCUAAAGGAAAAUUUAAAAGAGGAAAGUUUGCAAAACGAAGAAAGAGCUAUUUGCAUUCAAAUUUAUCGAAGGAAAUUCAAUCUCUAUGUUUAAGACGAUUUGAAAAUGAAAGCUAUGUCUUCGUUUGCGGUGAAUUAAAAGUGUUCCUAUCAGAUGGAAGUUAUAAUUCAUUUCAUAUAAACGAACAUAUUUUUAACGUAAAGCCUAUAGACUCUGAGUGUAAUGUGAAGGAUAUUAAUAUUGACAUAAGAUAUUCAUCUGAAGAUGAGCAAGUUAACAAAAUUUGCGAUAAAGUAGAAAAAGUGAAGUUAGACAGUAAAAUGAAUAUAUCCGUUGAAAGUGAUAAAAUAACAGAAAAGACUGAAAAGGAAAAUCCGAUAACUGAAGCAAAUACAGAUUUUAAUGACGGUAACAAAGAUGCAGCCAUUGUUCAUAAAACCAUAAAAAAAUCAUUCGCAAAAAAAAGGAGUAACAACGAUAUCAUUGAUGAAGAAAUUGAGGUUAAGAGGUGCAAAAAAAAUGCAAAUCCUAUUUUACACGAUCAUGCGAAGAACGAGGACGCUACACACUCGAAUAAUAUGAAUCAGAAUAAUAAAAAUGGAACGAUAGAGGACAUUAACACGAUCUAUAAAACAGAGGAGAGCCCAUACCAAGAGUCAAAACAUAGAAUAGCAGAUUGA